AUGGCCCAGCUUUUCGAGUUUGACGACGAGAACCUCGCGUCUAAAACGGAAUCCCUCGCGCUAAACGAGCCGUACGUUCCAGAACCGCUGGUCGUCGAGGACGUCCCCAUCGGUGGGGGAGUGGAGAGCAGACUUGCCAAAUCCUACGAAGUGCCCAUCGACUUGCCUUAUCAGGCAGGCAAACGCAAGAAGAACGUGACGGACUUCCAGCCAAUUAGAGUCCUCGGUAAGGGAAGCUAUGGCAAGGUGAUCUUGGUGAAAGACAAGGUGUCUGGCCGAUUGUACGCACAGAAACAGCUUAAGAAGGCCUCGAUGGUGGUCAAUGCAAAGAACUACGAAAGAACACUAACGGAACGGACUAUUCUCGAACGGGUGAAACAUCCAAACGUUGUCAAGCUGUUCUAUGCUCUUCAAGACUUCGAUAAGUUGUAUCUGAUGCUCGAAUACCUCGAAGGUGGAGAAUUGUUCCACCAUCUGUCCCAGGAACGCAUUCUGUCCGAGAAAGUUGCUAGUUUCUACGUCGCCGAGAUCAUUCUCGCCCUUAGACACUUGCACCUGCACACGGGAGUGAUUUACCGCGACUUGAAGCCAGAAAACUGCAUGCUCAACAGACGGGGCCAUCUGGUUCUCACAGACUUCGGUUUAAGCAAAGUCUCGACCGAGAGCAGCUCGCUGUUUGGAACAGCCCAAUACAUCGCCCCGGAAGUCAUCCAGGGAGAAAGAUACGAUACACAGUGCGAUUGGUGGUCUCUUGGUGCGGUCUUAUUUGAUUUAUUAACAGGUUCUCCUCCUUUCACAGGAAACAACAAUAAAAAGAUCAUGGACAAGAUUCUGACUCAAAAGGUGAAGUACCCGUUUUAUCUUUCGCAAGAUGCCAAAGACCUGCUGAUAAAACUCCUCAACAAAAAGCCGGACAAGCGAUUGAACUGCGACACCAACUUCAACGACAAAGUGAAGCCACACCGGUUUUUCAGAUACAUUAACUGGCAGCACAUAAUAGACCAAAACGACGUCGAACAGCCUCCACCCAUCAUCCCAGUUGUGACAAACUCCGAGCUCGCCGAGAACUUCGAUUCUGAAUUCACGUCAAUGAAAAUUACGCCUCCGAGCAGUCCAAUUGCACACUCUGUUCUUGAAAAAAUCGAGGACGAGUCUCGUUCAAAUAGCACUUCUUCGUUCAUCGCUAUUAAAAAGCCAACGGCAGACAACAAAUACGAAGAGUCUGUCUACUUCAACGGCUUUUCAUAUACCCACGAGGACAAUCUUAUGGAGCUCAAGGGCUAA
Molecule: messenger RNA, 1284 nt
Organism: Ogataea philodendri
Lineage: Eukaryota; Fungi; Ascomycota; Pichiomycetes; Pichiales; Pichiaceae
Exons: 1
Coding region: 1-1284 (427 amino acids)
Biological process (GO): protein phosphorylation
Molecular function (GO): protein serine/threonine kinase activity; ATP binding
Source: RefSeq, a predicted model, not a curated record